AUGAACAUAAGACCUAUUUCGACUUACGGAGUUGAGCUUAAGGGCUCCACUAAACCAUCAAAUUCCCCUAAUCCAAACUUUACAAUUCAAAAUUCUUCAGCCGUUUGCUACGACGAUGAGGUUCGCCCAUCCAGAAGAACCGCUCCAGUUGAUGGGCACAAACGCAAUCAGCUCGGACACGCGCAUGACUAAUUGUUCGAUCUACAGUGCCGCGGAGGAAUGCCGCCCUAGCGGUCUGCUUGGGGGCAGGAUUACCUCAGGGAUACAUCCUCAGUCCUUCAGCGAUCCUUAUGUAAGCUAUUGUAAUGGCGAGCUAUUACUGCGGGUUCUAGUGAGAGGAGUUUAAUGUUACGCUAUUAUGUAAGGGGUAAAAGACUAUCCGCAAAGAAGAGCAAAACGAAUUGUAAACGCUCAAUAAAUAGUAAAUGAAGAUAAACAAAAAAUAAAAUAAUAAACUGAAAAUUCCUCCCCAAUAACAGAAUCUACUUUGAAGGAAAAUUGUUUCGAAAAUAGUCAAAUUCCACAAUAACCUCAAUGUAUGGACUGUUGUCAGAAAUAAACAAGGUAAUGGUAUUGAAAUUCCGAAAAAUCUCAAAGCACUAGCGGAUCCAGGAUUUAAUUUUGGGGGGGGGGGGCUUCAGCCCGAAACCUUUUUUUUCAUAAAAAUAACGAUAAUUACUUUGGAAAAACAGAAAUAAAC
Molecule: messenger RNA, 700 nt
Organism: Nezara viridula (southern green stink bug)
Lineage: Eukaryota; Metazoa; Arthropoda; Insecta; Hemiptera; Pentatomidae
Source: the annotation of a GenBank genome assembly